This is a messenger RNA of Onthophagus taurus, 3178 nucleotides long. Its product is annotated as monocarboxylate transporter 14. Gene Ontology annotation, biological process: monocarboxylic acid transport; transmembrane transport. The record is from RefSeq and is a predicted model, not a curated record. Gene Ontology annotation, molecular function: monocarboxylic acid transmembrane transporter activity. Lineage: Eukaryota; Metazoa; Arthropoda; Insecta; Coleoptera; Scarabaeidae.
AAACAGUAACGCAACUGCGGGUUGUUUGGUGGACGGGUGUUGCUUGGUGCGGAAGCCGGUCGUCGGUUUUUCGCGCGGUUUUCCGGCGGUAGAUGAGCCCCCUUUGGGGUAAUGGGGGCCGGAACCAGCAGAGACGAUAACGACGAGGAUACCGAUGAGGAUCUAUCAAGAAGAACCUCACAGAAUUUGACUGAAAGUGAAAUAGCAUGCGAAGAAGCGGCUCGUUUAACGGCCGAACAAGAACAAGAGGAAGAUGAAGAGUAUUGCGAUUAUCACGAUCUUCCACCGCCACCGGAUGGUGGCUACGGGUGGGUUAUCGUCGCCGCUUCUUUUAUGUGCAACAUGAUAGUUGAUGGGAUCGCAUACACGUUCGGCGUUUUCAUCAAUGAAUUCAUCAAUUAUUAUGGCGAACCCGCAGGAAAAACCGCUUGGGUUGGAUCUUUACUAUCAGGAAUGUAUCUUAGCGCUGGACCCGUUGUUAGCGCCCUCACCAACAAGUACGGCUGUCGAGCUGUUUGCAUCGCCGGAAGUUUGAUUUCAACAUCCGCAUUCGUCCUUUCCAUUUUCAGUCCGACGGUUAACGUUUUAAUGUUAACUUAUGGUUUUAUGGGCGGAUUAGGAUUCGGUUUGAUUUAUCUUCCGGCGGUGGUUUGCGUCGGAUAUUAUUUUGAAACGAAACGAUCUCUCGCAACCGGAAUCGCCGUCUGUGGAUCUGGGGUCGGAACGUUUGCUUUUGCACCACUCGCGACCGCUUUACUUCAAGUUUACGAUUGGAAAGGAGCUAAUUUAAUCCUUGCUGGGAUUAUUCUAAAUUGUGCCAUAUUUGGCGCUUUAAUGCGUCCCUUAGAAUAUCCCAAGGAACCUAGGGUUAAACCGUUAUUACAAAGAAUGGCUGAAGAAAGACGUAUUGCUAUGGAAAGAGGAAGUAUUGGAGGUUCAUAUUUUAUGGUACAAUUACCAGAUGGAACGAUGGAAAAACGUCAAAAACAACCAUUAAACAUAGAUCCAGGUGUUCAUUCAAGUUUUAAUUUGGAUCAAUUGGCCCCCGGAACGCCGAUAACCCCGAUACCAACCGUCCCCACGUUGCCAACAAUAGCCGAAGCUAGAACUCAAGAGCAAAAUGGUGAAUCUUCUGAUGUGAAAAUAAAAAAUCCUCGUCUUGGUGAAUUAAGAAAUCAGGAUGGAACGAAAGGUGGCGAAUUUGACCCCACGAAUAAAAUGCCGCGAAACGCAUCGCAACCUGCCUUUUCAACCCACGUCGCGUUGCCCAAGAACGGUUCGGUUCCCUUUUUCGAUCGAGCGAGGAAAGCGUCCGUCGGUGAACGUUUUAAACCGAGUUUAAAUCCGAUUAAAUCUUCCUCGAGGGGCGCUGUGAAUUCGAACGGGGAUAUGAGAAAGAGUACCCGAUCGUUUUUGGGUAGUCGAAACAAUAACUCCGAGGUGGAUUGUGAAAGUUUGGGUUACACCUCAUCAAAGUUGUCGUUAUCAAGGGAAAAACCACAAAUGGUUCGUCCGUUAUCAAGAAAGGAUAUUUUUUAUUCUGGUUCUAUUGUUAAUUUACCACAAUAUCAAUCUCAAAAGUCUUUGGAACAUUAUAGGCAAAGUAUUCAAAGUUUAGCUAAACCUAGACCAGAAAAAACUGAUGAAACUGAAUUAUGUCCAUGUUUCGUUUUACCGGAAGGUGUAAAAGCGGCUUUAGGUCAAAUGAUGGAUGUUUCUUUGUUAAAGAAUCCGGUUUUUAUGAUGAUUGGAAUUUCGAAUUUAUUCGGAAUGGCUGGACUUUACGUUCCGUUCGUUUAUCUCGUUGAUGUUGCGAAGAAAGAUGGAAUUGAUGGUGGCCAAGCGUCCUUUUUAAUUUCUAUAAUCGGCAUAACAAACACAAUCGGUCGUAUAGCUUGCGGAUAUUUUGCCGAUUUCCCUCAGGUUAACGCCUUAUUCGUCAACAACAUUUGUCUCGUUAUUUCCACCAUUGCAGUCGCUCUUACACCAUUUUGCCAUAGUUAUGGGGCUUAUGUAGCUAUGGCCAUCUUUUUCGGAUUAGCCAUUUCUGGUUACAUCUCUUUAACCUCCAUAAUCCUCGUAGAUCUGCUUGGUUUAGAAAAAUUAACGAGUGCUUUCGGUCUGUUAAUUUUAUUCCGUGGGGCUGCUACGAUUGUCGGUUCUCCAUUAGCUGGGGCUCUGUAUGAUAUGACGAAAACGUACGAUUUACCGUUUUUCGUAGCCGGUGGAUUAUUCGGAGUCUCUGCAUUAACAAGUUUUGCGGCCCCUCUAUUUAAGCGUUUUGUACCUAACGAACAACAACCGGUCGUGGGGGACGUUUUAACCCCAAUCGAUGAAGAUGAGGAGGAAGAUGAAGAUGAUAGGCCCAUUACGAUAGGGCACGGAAAGAUACCAGAAAUUAUAAAAACCGCUUCGAGUCCGGAUACGGAAAAAGAAAUUAAACAAAUCGAAUCAGUUUUAUAGAAAAUUCAUAUAUUAUUUUAUUUUUGGGGAAACCCCGAAAUGCUAAGAAGACUGUAAUUUAAUUAAAAAGAAGCAAACAGGUUUAAGAAAUAAAGAAAAGAGUAUGUGUGUGAUAAAAAGGUAUUUAUAUUCUAAUAGUCAAUUUUUUUUGAUUAAAAUGGAAAGAAAAAUGAGGUUAUGAUUGUAAAUAAUUAUUACAAAGAAGCAUCAUUAUCUCCGAAAAAUCCAACAAUACAUUAUGUUCAGUAAAAUUAAAUCCAAAAGAUUGUUUUUUAUUGAACAUGUACAUAUUAUAUAAUUUUUGCUUAACUAACCGUAAAAAUUGUCGCACAAUGUAAUACGUAUAAGUAAAAGAAAACUGUAGGUAGUUUUAAGUUUAGGUAAACAAUUUUCUUUCUAUAAUUUUGUCAAAUCUUUUUGUAGUUUGAUAUCUUUGUAAAUAGCGCAGCCAGUUUCCAAAAAGAAAUCGUUUAAAAGGGGAGUAACACAAAGGUUAUGAGAACGAUGUUGAUAAUAAAUAUUUAAAAUAAUUAACACUAUGCUCAGGUCCGUGACGCUGAGGCGCGCAAAGUAAAAGUAACUCGGUAAAUAACCCGACGCUCGAUAGACGCCUUAACUACUACGGUAUGUAAUUAUUAAAUUGAUAAUGAUAAUUGAAACUAAGUACGUUGUGUAUAAAUGAUAAUAAUAAAAAAUAAUAAAUUUAAAAUAGGAA